AAGAUUUUGUUGUUGUUGGGGACAGCCCCAAACUUAAGUCGCGUCUGCUAAGAGCAUCUGCUAAAUUUCAAACGUAAAUGUAAGGUGACUGGUCAUGUUAUUACGUUAGGUCAUAUUGUUAUUACGUUGUGAUAGAGUUGUGGUUGCCACAACUGUUUUUGGGCCAGGAACAAUAAGCCCUCCUUUUUGGGGGACUGCUUACGAAAUGCUGCCUGGUCGUGGAAACUGUGUUUAAAUACUGUAGGCAUAUUUGACCCGUCUUUAAAAAAAAAAAAAAAAAAGAAUAAACGUUUAACCUUGUUUUCAAAGUUGUUAAAGGAGGAAGCCUGCGCCAUUGUUGCAGUCUGAAUGUUGCAUAGACUGUAAUGUAGCAUGUUUAAUGUACCCGCUGGCUCAAGGGUUGAAAUGCAUGUGCUAGCCGAUGUUCGUUCAGACGAUAGUGAUUCGUCAAAAGACAGGUAAAUAGAGGCUGUCCAGGCUGAAAAUGUUGGCUCACAUUACACUGAAAUACAAGAACAUUACCAUCAAAGAUGAAGUUGCAUUGAAUCGAAUUAAUCAGAUCUUACCAUUCGUUUGUUGUGCUGUGUAUUUAAAUAUGGUCUAUUAAACAUUUUCCCUUGUCUUCCAAUAGUUGUAUUAGUCUGUGAUUCAAGGUCUACGUUAAGAUUGAAGACAACAGGGAUGGUGCCAUUGUUAUAAUUCAAAACUCCUAAGAAUCCAGAGUGGUGGCCCUUAUUCCAGUGAGAUGAUAGAUCUACCAAUCAUUUUGGUGUUUCUAAACAUUCAGCUCACUAGUGCAUGUGGUAGAGCAGAGUACAGAACAGGUGUUGAAUGCUGUCCUAUGUGUUCUCCAGGAAACCGGGUACAUAAACACUGUACAGAAUUUACAAGUACUUCCUGUGUCCCCUGUACCGACUCCACUUUCCUUGAUGAACCCAAUGGUCUUACGGCAUGCAUACUGUGUACAAAUUGUGACCCUGGCUUUGGUUUGACGGUAAAGCAGUCAUGUAGACCUUCAUCAGACACGGUCUGUGGGACACUGGAGGGGUUCUACUGUCAUGACCCAACUAAGGAUGGUUGUAGAGCAGCCCAGAGACACAGCAGCUGUAAACCUGGUCAAUACAUCAGUCACACAGGAACAACAUCUACUGAUACUGUGUGUUCUGACUGUACUGGUGACACCUAUUCAAAUGGAUCAUUUACAUCCUGCCAGUCAUACACACAAUGUGAUACCUUGAAGCUUCAGCAAAUUAAAUCUGGAACUCAUUGGUCCGACUCUGAAUGUGGACCACAGACCUCCCUUCCCAUAGCAAUAAUAUCUGCUGUGGUGGUGGUUCUAGCUGUGAUAGCAGGAGUGAUUGGAGUAUCUAUUUUUAUAAGAAAGGGAAGAAAAAAACUAUCUGAGACACAAAGGCCAACAGAUGUACAUAAAGGCCUACAAACACCUAUAGAGGAAUCAGACACUGAGGGAGCAACGCUGUUUGUGGGAACAAGAACAGAUUCAUGCCCCUAGGACAUUCUUUACAACAAUCCAGUUUGAGGUUCAUUGGCCUGAGACGUAGUAGGGUCCAACUUCUGUCC
This is a messenger RNA of Salvelinus namaycush (lake trout), 1581 nucleotides long. RefSeq names its product tumor necrosis factor receptor superfamily member 14-like. The record is from RefSeq and is a predicted model, not a curated record. Gene Ontology annotation, molecular function: protein binding; transmembrane signaling receptor activity. Lineage: Eukaryota; Metazoa; Chordata; Actinopteri; Salmoniformes; Salmonidae. The coding region runs from base 746 to 1513 and encodes 255 amino acids. Gene Ontology annotation, cellular component: external side of plasma membrane; membrane. Gene Ontology annotation, biological process: signal transduction; negative regulation of alpha-beta T cell proliferation; apoptotic process. The transcript is spliced from 8 exons.